Messenger RNA from Aspergillus novofumigatus IBT 16806, 4808 nucleotides. RefSeq names its product putative protein kinase (Gcn2) (gene cpcC). The record is from RefSeq and is a predicted model, not a curated record. Gene Ontology annotation, molecular function: eukaryotic translation initiation factor 2alpha kinase activity; protein binding; ATP binding. Bases 1 to 4695 code for a protein of 1564 amino acids. Gene Ontology annotation, biological process: DNA damage checkpoint signaling; regulation of translational initiation by eIF2 alpha phosphorylation. Lineage: Eukaryota; Fungi; Ascomycota; Eurotiomycetes; Eurotiales; Aspergillaceae. The transcript is spliced from 8 exons.
AUGCCUCACAAGCAGAAGAAGAAUCCUAGCAAUGUCCAUAAAAACGGCUCUCCCCGAGCGGAGAGGAAGCAGUCGACGCCGAAUACCACUCCGCUUGCUCAGCCCGGACUAGCGACGACGAAUUACCGGGAGAUCCACCAGAAUGAGGCCGAGGCGUUACGCUCGAUCUAUGGUGAUGACUUUGAAGAUAUUGAGCACAGGCCUUCCGCCUGGCAGCAAUCGGCCGAUGUGGCCUUCAAGCUUCAUCUACGUGCUUCGUCAAAUCCUGAGGUCCGUGUUGAUUUGCUAGUUGAGCUGCCAACGACAUAUCCCAAAACGUAUCCGAAUCUUUCGCUGGGUAAUUCGGAGAACAUUCGUCACAGGGCUAGAUUAAAAAUUCAAGACAUUAUUCGAAACAAACCGAAAGAGCUGCUCGGCUCUGAGAUGAUCUAUGAACUCGCCGUGUCGAUACAGGACGUUCUCGAGGAUGUUGCACAGGCACAGGCCCAGGAUAAGGACCUACCAAGUUUAGAAGAGGAACGCAUGGUGCAAGAAGCUGCUGCCAAUCAGCGUGCAGAGUUGGAACGGCAAGAAGAGCUUCGAAAACAGGAGGCGGCCACAGCGGAAGAGGAGCGAGCUCUGCAGCAGCUGUUGGAGGAUAAACUCAGAGAGCGCACGAAGGCUCGACUCUCCAGGCGAAAGAGUAGGUCUUCCGGUACAGGCCUGUCCGGCUCUGUCGAUGCGGUUGACCACUUUCCCGACGCCAUUACUUUUGAUCCACCAUUAAUCAUAAACGACACAAAUGAACAACCGCUAGCCUUUAGUGCUGUAUUUGGGAAGACGCUUCUACAGAGCAGUCCAGGAAAGCAGACGUUCACAGUCAGACCCGUGGUGUCCGAGAGCCGCUCGCAUGCACCUCUUAUCGUCCUGAAAGAACUUUCUCUCGAUGGGAGUGGGACGGCAUCGAUUUGUUUCCGGGAGCGAAUGCGUGCCAGUGAGGACAAACUAGAGGCUCUGAAAAGACUUCGGCACCCCAAUCUUGUGGAUUUUAUUGGUUUCAAGAUAUAUAGGCCCUUAGACUCCUUCGAUGCCCGAGACAGCACGUGGAGAGUAUAUCUUCUUCUUGAAUAUGCGAACAAAGGCUCCCUAUCCGAGUUCCUGGACAUCGUGGGGAGCGUGUCGGUGGAAAUUAUCCGUGGUUGGAUGAUCCAAUUGCUCGAAGCUCUUGAGUUUUACCAUCGCAGCGGACUUGUGCAUGGGGAUAUCCACUGCGGACGCAUUCUGCUUUUCAGGAACCCGCAAGGCGCUACCAUUGUAAAGCUGCAAGGAAGCAUUGAAGAUGCGCUCCCGGAUACGGAGAACAGCAAGAGAGCCCUGACGAUCUCAAAGUCACCCUUCUGGAUGCCUCCCGAGCUCAUACAAGACAGUACGCCUCCAACAAUGAAAACUGAUGUAUGGGACAUGGGUAUAGUGUUUCUGCAGAUGGCGUUUGGUAAGGAUGUCUUGCAGCGGUACACAUCAGCGAACGCACUCAUGGGAACAUUGGGUUUAUCAGCACCUUUGCAGGACCUGCUGCAUGAGUUUUUCAGACCAGACCCGAAGAAGCGCCCCACCGCUUUCCAACUCCAACCCUUCGAGUUCUUCCGGGUCGACACACCUUUGAUUGCUCGCACGAACUUUGAUGAAGCGGGGCGCCUGGGAAAAGGUGGCUUUGGACAGGUUGUAAAAGCCCGGAAUAAGCUUGAUGGCCGGUUUUAUGCUAUCAAAAAGAUUUCUCAAAGGUCGGCCUCGGCCCUCAAAGAUACUCUAUCGGAGAUUAUGCUGCUCUCGCGACUCAAUCACCCAUACGUGGUUCGCUAUUUCACUGCAUGGCUGGAGGAAGAGUAUGAUCAGAUCGACGAAGAAGCUAUCUCAUCGACGGAGGGAGACCCCUUUGCUAGUCGGGACGCAAACGGCUUUGACUAUAGCACUGGAGGGCUUGACUUUAUCAGCUCGAGCGGUUAUCCCAAGAUCGAGUUUGCUUCUGACAGUGACGACGAACAUGAGGCAAGCCUAUCUCAAGGAGGUGGAACAGAGUCUUAUGACGGGUAUCGCGAGGAGAGCGCCGCGGGGACUGAGCUAAGUCGAGUCAGGUCCGGUUCCCAUGGAAGAGCCCAUCUUACAACGCUAUAUAUACAGAUGGAGUAUUGCGAGAAACAUACUCUUCGCGACUUGAUAAAGAACGGCUUGUACGAUGACAUCGAUCGGUCAUGGCGACUGUUCCGUCAAAUUCUUGAUGGGCUCAGUCAUAUCCACAGCCACGGCAUUAUACACCGCGAUCUGAAACCAGACAACAUAUUUAUUGAUGUGGCAAGCAACCCAAGAAUUGGAGAUUUCGGCCUGGCGACCAGUGGGCAGUUUACCACCGCUGUGCGCUCCUCGACUACCGCCGAUUUUGAAGGCAACCUUACCCGAAGUCUUGGGACUACUUACUAUGUCGCUCCGGAGAUGAAGUCUGGCUUCGCGGGUCACUAUAACGAGAAAGUCGAUAUGUACUCGUUGGGUAUAAUAUUCUUCGAGAUGUGCCACCCUUUGCCUACGGGUAUGGAGCGCGACCAGACUCUACGGGCGAUUCGAGAAGAACAUCAUAUUCUUCCACCGACUUUCCAGUACUCGGAAAAAGCAGUGCAGGGAAGCAUUAUCGAAUCUCUAUUGAGUCAUAACCCAAAGGAACGACCAUCUGCCUCGGAACUUCUUCAGAGCGGCAAGAUUCCUCUCCAGGUUGAAGAAGAGACGUUUAGACGAGCGAUCGUGCAUCUCCUCUCUGAUCCGAAUGCCCCCGACUACAAGAAGAUACUUUCGGCCAUCUUCUCGCAAUCGCCCAAAAAAUAUGAAGAUAUUGCCUGGGAUGUGGACUCCCGUGCUGCUCCUGCUGCCAAUGAGUUACUCGUUCAGAGUUUAGUCAAAGAGCGACUGACCGCUAUAUUCCGCAGACAUGGGGCGGUUGAGACCACUAGGCAAAUGCUGUUCCCUCGGUCCCAACACUACAGAAGCGGGGCCGUUCGACUGCUUGACGCGUCGGGUAAUCAGCUUCAGCUACCAUUCGACCUCACCUUGCCGAACGCACGGUCUAUCUCUAGACAGGAUCCCUCACUGGAGAAAACAUUCGCUUUCGGCACAGUCUAUCGAGAGAUGCCCCAUGGCAGCGAGCCCAGAACUCACAAAGAAGUUGACUUUGAUAUCGUAUCGCACAAUACUCUUGACCUGGCGUUGAAAGAAGCGGAAGUUAUCAAAGUGCUCGAUGAGAUCAUUGAAGAGUUCCCGCCGCUCAGGUCGUCGCCGAUGAGUUUUCUCAUCAAUCACUCCGACCUUCUGCAGCUCAUCAUGGAGUUCUGCCGCAUCACUCCCUCUCAGGUGCCGUUGGUCAAGGAAGUUAUCAGCAAGUUGAAUUUUGGCAAAUGGACGAUGCAGAAGAUCAGAAGUGAACUCCGAUCGCCAGCCAUCGGAGUCGCCUCUACAUCGUUGGACGACUUGGCCAGAUUUGAUUUUAGAGACACUCCUAAGCAGGCUCAAAACCGGCUUAGGUCCAUCAUGGAAGGUACCGAGUUCGCUGAGCGACUGUCGCCCAUUUUCGCUCGCAUAAACAUACUCGUGACGUACUUGCAAGGCUUCGACGUCAAACGGAAGGUCUAUGUCAAUCCUCUUGGAAGUCUGAACGACAAGUUCUUCAGAGGCAGCAUCCUUUUCCAAUGUGUUUUUGACACUAAGCGGCGGGACGUCUUUGCAGCUGGUGGUCGCUAUGACCGGUUGGUGCAAGAAUUCAGCCCGAAGGGUCGAACGGGCUGCUCUCAAACACAUGCAGUUGGCUUUAAUCUGAGCUGGGACAGACUCGGCUCGGCUAUGCUCGAGUAUCUCAGAAGUACGACGAAAGCGCCUACCAAACAUGCUGAAUCGGAUGCUGGGGCUUUCUGGAAGACCAGGAGGUGUGACGUGCUCGUUGCAAGCUUCGACGCGACAGUGCUGCGCACAAUGGGUGUCAAGCUUGUGCAGGAUUUAUGGGCUAGUGAUAUCAGCGCUGAAUUGGCCGUCGACGCGUCGUCAUUGGAAGAACUCCUGUCUGAGUACAAAGAGCACAACCAUAGCUGGAUUGUCAUUGCAAAACAAGAUAGCAAGGAGCGAGGCUUCAAAGUGAGGUGUCUCGCUCCCAAAGAAGAGCUCGACAUCAGGAGCUCCGAACUUAUCCCUUGGCUUCGGAACGAGAUACGUGCACGCAAUCAACGCGAGGGCGGACCCGACCUGCGGCAGUCGCGAUUACCAAGUCAGUCCGACGCGAUUGCUGGAGCUAGUGAAAGAUCGAGCGACGUUCGCAUCUUGGUCUCUCAACACCGGAGCAAGAAGACGAACAGAAGAAACAUCGUCGAGUCUGCUCUCCUUCGUUCUCGGGAGGUAGUCGAGAAGGCAAUCAACGGGCCCAUUGCGGCUAUUGACACUCGAGAUGACCUGCUUGAAGCGAUCAGGGAUACGCGCCUGUCGGAUCCAGAAAGCUGGCGCUCAGUCAUUCAAAGUGCCCCGUUGACUGAGCGGAAGUACCUCAGUCAGGUGCACGAACUACUACUAGACCUUUCCAAUGAAUGUCGCGCGAACGAUGGCCCCGACAGUGUCAGCAAUGCCUUUAUUUACAACUACCGGACGGGGUCGUGUCUGUAUUAUGACCUUGGGCGUGGAAGUGAAAAGUAAUCGUGAAUGAGUGAUGAAGUACCAUGUUAUGUUUUAUUUGUAUUGAAGUUCCAUUUAUUAGGCGUAUGCUGUCUCCUCUCAUUGUUUUGAUAGCGAAUAUACCCGCCAGAUGA